Diabrotica virgifera virgifera (western corn rootworm) is the source of this 4131-nucleotide messenger RNA. RefSeq lists its product as uncharacterized. The record is from RefSeq and is a predicted model, not a curated record. Lineage: Eukaryota; Metazoa; Arthropoda; Insecta; Coleoptera; Chrysomelidae. The transcript has 4 exons. Bases 1 to 4131 code for a protein of 1376 amino acids.
AUGCCUAGAAGGAAAUCUUUAACUUAUAAGACUUAUCGCAAGAAACAACCUAAGACAAAUCGAACUGCAGACAUAAAUGCACAAAGUGGUGAGAGUACUUGUAGUAUUAGCUCUGUACUACAUCAUCAAGUAGCCCAGAAUAAGCUUGAUGAAAUUAGCAAACAAAUAAACAACAUAAAUCUGACAAACGAUAAUCCGGAUGUGAGUCAAAAAGGAAAGAAACGAAGAUAUGGAGCAGAAAUCGAAUUAUUAGAAAGAACAACGAUUCCUAAGACGAGCAGAAGGAGGAAUUCGACGGAUAAUUAUUCUACAUCAAGCAACGACUCGGACCAGACAAGAAAUGUCAAAAAAAACGCCGAACAUUCCAUUUCGAUGGAUGUGACAGGCGAUGCGGCGGGUAUUCAUAUACGUAUCGACGACUAUGUGCGACUAGCGUCGAAGGUAAUACGUGGAAGCAAAGCACAAGAUAGUGACAGCUUCCCUAUAAGAUCGAGGGGCAAGCAAUGCACAGCAAUGGCUGCUACAGCGCUGGUAUUUAGGAAAAUACACAGCGAAAAUAAUUGGAAUGGUCAAAUAAUCGACCAAAUAUUAAAUACCGGUGACGAUUUUUAUAGAAAAUCAAUCCGAAGAAGAACCCGGCUAAGGCGAGAAAUAAACUCUGAGUAUUUAAUGCCCAUAGAGUUAGCACCAAACAUGACGAUUUUAAAUCGUCGGUACGUGCUAAAUACAGAUGAAGGAGAUCAUGUUAACGGCUCCUUACGAACAAUCGACGCAGAGAUCAUUAACUUGCAUCAAGGAAUAACUAAGUUCUUCGACGAAUAUGACUCUGGCAUAUUCGUCUGCAAUAUGCUAUCCACGGCGAUAACAAAACAUAAUGAAAUGUACUACUUGUUCGACUCGCACUCUAGAGACGAAUAUGGUCGAGCACGGCCAAACGGUAAAGCAUGUAUGCUGGAGUUCGUUUCUAUGGACUUACUAGCAGAGCACAUAAUGCACGUACAUUGGCAAAACGAAACGGAAGCAAACGUGAAUAACUACUAUCGGAAUGUAUUUACAAUUGCUCCUAUAACAAUUGUACUGCAAGACAACAUAGCAGAGGACAAUGCAGUAUCACCAACGGCGUUGCUGAUGCCUCCGCCUACAGUUCCUGUUCCUCCGAAAGUUCCUGUGGCAUCAUCUAGCAAUGUACGUAUACCUGGGCGUUCAAAUACGUACUUGCUAGCCAAACGUUCCAGACAAGUGGAUACGUUCACUGUUGGUGAUAUGGUAGAACAAUGCGACCAGUGCGGCGCAAAGUUUUACAAGAAAGAAAGAAAAAUGUGCUGUAAUAAAGGAAAUGUUGUACUGCCACCGCUAGAUGAAUAUCCAUCAGUGUUAAAAGCAAAACUGCUUUCCGAUAGCUCGACUUCCAAGUUGUAUUUGAAAAACAUUAUGAAGUACAACACGCUCCUAAGUUUCGCAUCGAUUUCGUCGACUUUGCGAACUGACUUACCUCCUGGAGUCGAUGUGUUCGUAAUACAAGGCAACAUGUAUCACAAGAUGAUGCAUGUAUACCAAAACGAUACAAGACCAAGUUUCGGACAAUUGUACUUUUUGGAUUCAGGACGCGCCAACGACAUUCGCAGCGCGAAUACAAUAUUUACGGCCGAAAUGUCUGCGGAACUAAUUACCCAACUCGAUAAAGUUAUAAGGAAAGUAAAUCCAUACGCUGGUCUAUACUGCACCAUGAAAGAGGUCUAUGAAAAAGCACGAAAGAAUGCAGCACGAAACAACGCGACAGUGCCCGAAACCUCGUUGGUUUGGUUCGAUGAUUCUGGAAUCGAUAGGCGCGUCUACAAUAAACCAACAGCCAAUGAUGAAAUAGGAGCUAUAUUCGUAUCGGGGGAUGGGGAAAUCCCCGCAAAUAUCGAAUUACAGCUCUAUCUCCGACCGGAAGUUGCCGACAAUCAAACCGAUAGCAGCUUAUUAACAAUUUCACAUUUGUCACCGUUAGCCGAUCCGUUAAGUUAUGUGCUAUUGUAUCCUACUGGAGGUCGUGGUUGGUGCAAGAACAUAUCAUUAACACGCCAAAGCACUACCAGAAAACGCGUCACAUUAAGAGCUUUUUAUGCGUAUAGGUUUAUGGUUCGCGAUACAUUCAAUCCACUUUUAGAAAGUGCAAAAUUAACGCAACAAUAUAUUGUUAAUUGCUAUACGAAAAUAGAGAGCAACAACAUGUAUUAUUUACGAAUAAACCAAAAGAAGCUAAUGGUGACAAACUAUUCCGGAUUACAAGACUAUCUAGCCCAAUACGAAUCAAACUGUAAUGUCCGAAUCGGGCACCCAAUUAUUCUACCCUCCACUUACUAUGGCGGUAAGCGAUUUAUGAUGGAGUACUAUCAAGAUUGCAUGGCCAUUGUAAGUCGUUUUGGUAAACCGACGUAUUUUGUAACGAUGACGUGCAAUCCUAAAUGGCCCGAAAUAGAAAAGUUCAUGAGACCGAAUCGGUGCGCUCAAGAUAGACCAGACAUCACGGUUCGUGUAUUUCACCUAAAAUUAAAAGAGCUAAUUCACGACAUUGUCGUCAAGCAAGUUUUAGGCGAAGUGAGCACUUUCAUAUAUGUUGUGGAGUUUCAGAAAAGAGGUUUGCCACAUGCGCAUAUAUUGGUAACAAUCAGAGUAGAAGAUCGGCCUGUAGAAGCAAAUGACAUAGACAGCGUCAUAUGUGCAGAAAUUCCCGAUAUGAACACCGAACCGGAAUUGAAUGAUUUGGUGCUUAAACAUAUGAUGCAUGGACCAUGUGGUAUUAGAGAUCCAACAUGCUCAUGUAUGCGAAACGAUGAUAAUACGUGCAGCAAAAAAUAUCCAAAAGAAUUUCGCGAAACAACCAUACCGAAUAUCGGUCGCUACGCGCAGUAUCGCCGAAGAAACAACGGAAGAAAUGGAAAGGUAAAACGAGGUCAACGGAUAUACGAAGAUAUGACCAAUCAGGACGUCGUACCCUACAAUCCUUGGCUGUUGAAAAAAUACAACUGUCACCUGAAUGUAGAACUUGUGAACACUACACGUGCAUGCAAGUACAUAUUCAAGUAUAUUUCGAAGGGCUCAGAUUCUGCCGUAAUGAAUGUCGUACAAAGUACGAGAAAUACAACCGAGACAACAAAUACGACCGAUGCGGACGAUACGAACAAAAAAUAUGACGAAAUUACCGAACAUAUAGAGAGUAGAUAUCUAUCGUCCUGCGAAGCAGCAUGGCGAAUAUUCGAGUUGCCUCUAAUUGACAAAAUGCAAAAAAUUGAAAAAUUGCCUAUUCAUUUAGAGGGAGAGAGAUCCGUUGUCUUUCGAGAAGGCGAUGAACAAGCGGCAAUAGAAAAUGCCGAAGGAAAAUUUUCAAAACUCGAAGCCUACUUUAUUCUAAACCGGGAAGAUGAACAGGCGAACAACAUUAAGUAUCCCGACAUACCCAUGUAUUAUUGGUGGAAUGCCUCUGCACACAAAUGGGUACGAAGAGUUUACGAUAAAGGUAUUAUUAUCUCGAGAAUGUACACCGUUUCGCCCAAAGAAGUGGAACGCAUGCACUUGCGGAUACUACUCCUUCAUGUGGCCGGCGCCACGUCCUUCAGUGCCUUAAAAACAGUAGACGGUGUACUAUGUGCUACUUUCCAAGAGGCAGCGCGAAAUCGCCAGCUAACUGAAAAUGACGACGCGUGGAUUGCGUGCAUAGAGGAAUGCUCAAACUCAAAAAUGCCUGCACAACUACGAAGGUUGUUUGCAUAUCUUUUAUGUUACUGCAGCAUAGAAAAUGCACUGGAAUUAUGGCGUAAAUUCAAAAGGCAUUUCAUAGAAGAUUACGCGCGCAGAGGUGAGUCUGAGGAAAUCGCAGAAGUGAAAGCGCUUAGACGAGUUGACAACAUUCUGCGGUAUCUGGGAACCAGCUUAAGCGUCUACGGCAUUUCCAUACCCGAAACAAACGAACCGAUCAACCAUGACGAUGAUGAUUCUGACAACGACGGUGGAGCAGUGGCGGAUCCAGGGGGGGAUUUAGCCAUACUGUUCACACUCUCUCUAAGAGGAAAAUUUACUCAUCCCGAUACCUGCGGUAACAAAAAGAUCGAGCUCUGGUGUGACUUUUUCCGUGUUAUCGAGACCUAG